UUUUCAUUUCCUUUUUCUUUUCAAACCCACAGCAUUUUCCCUUAUAUACACUUUGCAUUCAGCUCUCUUUCAAACAAUAAACUCCGUGCUCAUUUCGACGAUGUCGAAUCGAAGGUCGUCCAGGCAGUCUGCCGGAGGCGUUUCCCGGAUUUCCGACGAUCAAAUCAUUGAACUUGUCUCCAAGUUAAGGCAGCUUCUUCCGGAGAUCCGCAAUAGCCGAUCUGACAAGGUAUCAGCAUCCAAGGUUUUACAAGAGACAUGCAACUAUAUCAGGAACUUGCAGAAGGAGGUGGAUGAUCUAAGUGAGCGUCUCUCUCAGCUCUUGGCUACCAUUGACGCCGACAGUGCCGAGGCUGCUAUAAUUAGGAGUUUACUUGUGGAAUAAUAAAACCCAACUUAUUAUUAUUACAGUAGGGUUCGGUGUCAGUAGAACAAAUAUUUUAAGACGCAUGUGCGUACUGUAAUUACUUGGUAUUACAAGAUGACUGGCACUAGCAAAGCCUUUGAUUGUAAUGCCAAACUCAUCUCCAAUUUAGAACAACAUCGAUUAUGAGUAUGUUUAAACCUUUUUCAUAUAAAUAAAACAAAUUAUAUCAUGAUA
Molecule: messenger RNA, 601 nt
Organism: Hibiscus syriacus
Lineage: Eukaryota; Viridiplantae; Streptophyta; Magnoliopsida; Malvales; Malvaceae
Product: transcription factor PRE6-like
Exons: 2
Coding region: 101-385 (94 amino acids)
Biological process (GO): regulation of DNA-templated transcription; regulation of growth
Molecular function (GO): protein dimerization activity
Source: RefSeq, a predicted model, not a curated record